This is a messenger RNA of Lathyrus oleraceus (garden pea), 1778 nucleotides long. RefSeq names its product glycerol-3-phosphate dehydrogenase [NAD(+)] 2, chloroplastic. The record is from RefSeq and is a predicted model, not a curated record. Gene Ontology annotation, cellular component: cytosol. Lineage: Eukaryota; Viridiplantae; Streptophyta; Magnoliopsida; Fabales; Fabaceae. The coding region runs from base 87 to 1472 and encodes 461 amino acids. Gene Ontology annotation, molecular function: NAD binding; glycerol-3-phosphate dehydrogenase [NAD(P)+] activity. Gene Ontology annotation, biological process: carbohydrate metabolic process; glycerol-3-phosphate catabolic process. The transcript has 9 exons.
UAGCAUUUUCCAAAAACACCUAGUCUGAAUUUUUUCUUCAUACAUAAAGGGUAGAGUCAGUUUAUUUUCCUCGUCAAAGUUUGAAAAUGGCUUCCAUAGUAUUGGAACCAUCAUCUCAUUCUUAUUCACAUCCCUUACACCAAACAACAACAACAACAACAACAAACCCAUUCUUUCCUCCAAAAUUUCAUUUUCUCAACAACAAUGCUUCCAAAUUCUACCCCUUCCCUUCAAAAUCCACCGUUUUCCUCACGCUUAGUACUUCCCCUAACAACAUCACACAUACACAUACUCCUUCUUGUACAAGAACUGAUUCCCCUUCUCCUACUCAACAGCCUGACCCGGUUAUGGAAACCGGUCUUGACCCGACCCGGGACCGGAGAAGAGUCGUGAGGGUUGCGUGGGAGAAACUGGUUCGUUGGUCUAGGUCUUGGCGCUCUAAGUCCAACACUGAUGUGCUCCAACGCACUAAAAAGGUUGUAGUGCUUGGAGGGGGAUCAUUUGGUACAGCAAUGGCUGCUCAUGUUGCGAAUAGAAAGGAUCAGUUAGAAGUUGUGAUGCUUGUUCGAGAUUCUCAAGUUUGCUCGUCUAUCAAUGAGACGCACUGCAAUCGUAACUACUUUCCGGAUCACACACUGCCGGAAAAUGUAAUUGCAACAACUGAUGCAAAGUCUGCUUUGAGUGAUGCAGAUUACUGCUUGCAUGCAGUGCCUGUUCAGUUCAGCGCAGCAUUUCUUGAGAGUGUUGCUGAUUAUGUUGAUCCAGGCUUACCAUUCAUAUCUCUCAGUAAAGGCCUGGAGCUUAAUACACUAAGGAUGAUGGCUCAAAUUAUUCCUCAAGCACUACGAAAUCCUCGCCAGCCUUUUGUUGCACUGUCAGGGCCUUCUUUUGCUCUGGAAUUGAUGAAUAAGCUGCCUACAGCGAUGGUCGUGGCAUCCAAAGAUAAAAAAUUGGCAGAUGCAGUUCAGCAGCUACUAGCUUCAAAUCGAUUAAGAAUCAGUACAUCAAGUGAUGUUACAGGAGUAGAAAUAGCAGGGGCCCUCAAGAAUGUGCUGGCAAUAGCAGCUGGGAUUGUAGAAGGUAUGAAUCUUGGUAACAACUCAAUGGCUGCUCUUGUCUCUCAGGGCUGUUCCGAAAUACGGUGGCUAGCAACAAAGAUGGGUGCUAAGCCAACUACAAUAACUGGUCUGUCAGGAACUGGAGACAUAAUGCUUACAUGUUUUGUCAACCUUUCGAGAAAUAGAACUGUUGGUGUGCGUCUUGGAUCAGGCGAAAAGCUCGAGGACAUACUUAAUUCCAUGAAUCAGGUUGCAGAAGGUGUCUCAACGGCUGGAGCUGUGAUUGCUUUGGCGCAAAAGUAUAAUGUAAAGAUGCCAGUAUUGACAGCAGUCGCUCGUAUUAUCGACAAUGAACUUACUCCUAAGAAAGCUGUUUAUGAGUUAAUGAGCCUCCCUCAGGUUGAAGAAGUGUGAAACCUCCCAAGACAUGGUUUAUCUACCAGCUACUUUUUAACUGCUGAUUGAAAGUCAAUUCUUUUUCACCAUUGUGCUUCUCUUGCUGUCUGAAGGCUUGGUGAUACCAAUUUUGAACAAUUGGAGUUUAACCAUAAAAAGAAUUUGAGAAAUGUGUAGAUUCAGGACAAAGUAUAUGUAUAUUCUUACCUUAUUAAUUCAUGUUCAAGAUUACCUUUAAAUUCCAAUGUCAUGCAUGGAAAAUGAUAAUGUAUUGAUAACUAUAAAAUUUAAUUAUUAUAAAAUGGUGUUGUCAAAUCAGAUAAA